GCACGAUCUGACCGAACCCCUUCCAUGAUCGAUCGCAGUCACCUCCCUCCCUCCCUCCCUCCACUGUACCUGUUUACCAUUUCUGGUCCCCCCCGUUCUCUCCGUGUCUAUCUUCGGGACGCGUUGGGUUUCGCUGCUUCCACUGUUUCCGUCUCAACCACCACCACCUCCUUCCCCUUCUAUUUCUCCCAAUUUGCGCCUUUCCGCUUGGGAAGAAAAGUUUCUAUCUUUGUAGAUAAGCAUCGUAAACCCCCCCCGCCCGCACCCGAAGAUUUUCCCAUUCUUCCGAAGCAUCAAACUUCCCAGAGCCCCGCACGGCUCUUCCGGGAAGGGAGCUCCGGAGCUUCCCCCGUCCCCUUUACAUGGAGCGGGGGCGACAGGGACAGGAACAGGGACAGGGACGUUCUCGCUACCCCGCGAUUGUCCUCUGAUACUUCGCCGGGCGACGAGGAGGGGCGGGACGGUUCCGAUGCCGUCGGAGAUCGAGGAGGGCCACGGGGAUGACGCCGCGGCGUCGUCGUCGUCGUCGUCGGCGGCGGCCGCGGAGGAGGGCGGACUGCCGGAGGUGAACCUGAUGGGCAGGUACGAGAUCGGGCGGCUGCUGGGCCGGGGUGCGUUCGCGAAGGUGUACUACGCGCGGAACGUGAGGACGGGGCAGGGGGUGGCGAUCAAGGCGGUGAGCAAGCAGAAGGUGGUGAAGGGUGGGUUCGAGGCGCACGUCAAGCGGGAGAUCGCCAUCAUGCGCCGGCUGCGCCACCCCAACAUCGUGCGGCUCUUCGAGGUGCUGGCCACGCGGACGAAGAUCUACUUCGUCAUGGAGUUCGCGAAAGGCGGGGAGCUCUUCGCCAAGGUCGCCAAGGGGCGGUUCAGCGAGGACCUCUGCCGCCGCUACUUCCAGCAGCUCGUCUCCGCCGUCGGGUACUGCCACUCCCGCGGCGUCUUCCACCGCGACCUCAAGCCGGAGAACCUCCUGCUCGACGAGAACUGGGCCCUGCGCGUGUCCGAUUUCGGGCUCAGCGCCGUCCGCGACCAGGUCCGCGCCGACGGCCUCCUCCACACCCUCUGCGGCACGCCGACCUACGUCGCGCCGGAGAUCCUCACCAAGCGGGGUUACGACGGCGCCAAGGUCGACGUCUGGUCCUGCGGCGUCAUCCUCUUCGUCCUCAACGCCGGCUACCUCCCCUUCAACGACCACAACCUCAUGGUCAUGUACCGGAAGAUCUACAAGGGCGAGUUCCGGUGCCCCAAGUGGACGUCCCCGGAGCUCCGGCGGUUCCUCUCGCGCCUCCUGGACACGAACCCGGAGACCCGGAUCACCGUCGACGAGAUCCUGAGCGACCCGUGGUUUCGCAAGGGGUACAAGGAGAUCAAGUUCGCCGAGGAAGACGAUUUCGACGCCGAGGAAGACAAUUUCGACGCCGAGGAAGACGAUUUCGACGCCAAGGACAUUUCCGAAGACGGAGACAGCGCGAGCAAGAGCUUGAACGCGUUCGACAUCAUCUCCUUCUCCUCCGGCUUCGACCUCUCCGGCCUGAUCCGCGACUCCGGCGAGCCGGUCCGGUCGGAGCGGUUCGUGUCCGCGGAGGCGCCGGAGAGGGUCCUCGAGAGGGUGGGGGAGGUCGCCGCCGGCGAGGAGGGCGUGACCGCGGCGCGGAGGAAGGGGGACGUGGUGCGGGUCGAGGGGCAGAGCGGCGAGCUCGUAGCGGCGGUGAGGGUCCGCCGGCUGACGGCGGACCUGCUGGUGGUGGAGGUCAGGUGGCGGGAUGAACCUGGCCGGGGCAUUUGGAAAGACAAGCUGAGGCCUCAGCUGGAUGACCUGGUCUACCGACCGGACGAGCCGAUCUCCGGUGGCUCGUGACGCAACGUGACGGACGUGUGACGAACCAGCGACAGGACCACCGUCACUGUGUUCUUUUGAAUUCACGAAAGCGAUAAAUUAUUCUUUUUUUUUUUUGGUCGUAAGCGAUAAAUUUUUCUGUAACGGGUUUUUUGGUAUAUUUGUAUUUUUACCGGAAAUGUCUAUAUUGGCUAGAAAAUUUCCUUGAAAUAAAUGGUGCAUUAUCACUGUC
Messenger RNA from Syzygium oleosum, 2069 nucleotides. Its product is annotated as CBL-interacting serine/threonine-protein kinase 14-like. Gene Ontology annotation, molecular function: protein kinase activity; ATP binding. The coding region runs from base 470 to 1858 and encodes 462 amino acids. Gene Ontology annotation, biological process: signal transduction; protein phosphorylation. NCBI's taxonomy places the organism in Eukaryota, Viridiplantae, Streptophyta, Magnoliopsida, Myrtales, Myrtaceae. The transcript has a single exon. The record is from RefSeq and is a predicted model, not a curated record.